Caretta caretta (loggerhead turtle) is the source of this 1786-nucleotide messenger RNA. The record is from RefSeq and is a predicted model, not a curated record. NCBI's taxonomy places the organism in Eukaryota, Metazoa, Chordata, Testudines, Cheloniidae.
ACAAGGAGAAAAAAGCCGCUCUUGGGCAAGAAUCCUUUUUCUUUUUGAUCAGCCUCCCCCCUGCACUGCUGGAUAGCGGGAAGAAGAGACAUGGAAAAGCUCAUGCAUCUGGUCUUCUUGGUCUCCUUAUCAGAGCUGUGUGUGGCAGAGAACAUCACGGUGGUGUACGGAAUGGAAGGUGAGACCAUCUCCAUCAGGUGCACCUACAGCCCCAAGGAGAACAAGUGGAGAGAGAAGAGCUGGUGCAAACAUGUCAAUAAGACCGAGUGCCAGCAUGUGGUCAGCGCCCACCGCUUCUGGCUCCAGUUCCUGAAGAAGUGGAAAGGCAACACUUCCAUUGCCGACAACAUCCACAAGGGGGUCCUCACAGUGACCAUGGAGAGGCUCCAGAAACAGGACGCAGGGCUGUACCAGUGCAAGACAGACUUCUUAGGAGAAGCAAAGACCUUAAAGAAGGUGAAAGUGGAGGUGCUAGGAGCAGGUGUAAUGGAGACCCUAGCACCAGAGGAGCCCAGAGCUGUGCACAGCAUCUCCAGCCUUCCUGAGGCCCAUUUCAAUGCAUUCAUCUGCACCAUUAUGGUACUCCUGGUCGCUAAAUUCCUGACAGCCAUACUGAUCUUUAUCAUCGCCAGCCAUCAGAGGAGCAGCGCCACGGGGGAGGGGAGCCACAAUCUGAACCAACACCAGCUCCUUCCACUCACAGAACAAGAGAACUGAAAGGAUGACGCAGGUAAUGCUUGGACAGAAUGGGAGGAGGAAGAAGAGGAUGGGUGGAAAAAUAAAGAACUCCAAGAGUCUGUCCAUCCAAACUCCCAACUCCCCCAGGACAAACACACAUACAUGUAGUGAUGCCACACAGACGUGGACAGGAUGAGAAAGCUCUGCUCGGUUUUCCCCAUGCCCCCAUGAGGGAUAACCUUUGCUUGCUGUGCCAGGCUUUGCCUGCAAGGCUAAUGGAAAAUGCUUCGCUGCAAAAGAAACCAAAGAUGCAGCAUUUGACAGUGCAUUCGCCUAGCGCACGAGUGGGACUUUCAUGGCGUAUCUUAGUAGCCAUGACAGGUUUCAGAGGAACAGCCGUGUUAGUCUGUAUUCGCAAAAAGAAAAGGAGUACUUGUGGCACCUUAGAGACUAACCAAUUUAUUUGAGCAUGAGCUUUCGUGAGCUACAGCUCACUUCAUCAGAUGUUUACCGUGGAAACUGCAGCAGACUUUAUAUACACACAGAGAAUAUGAAACAAUACCUCCUCCCACCCCACUGUCCUGCUGGUAAUAGCUUAUCUAAAAUGAUCAACAGGUGGGCCAUUUCCAGCACAAAUCCAGGUUUUCUCACCCUCCACCCCCCCACACAAAUUCACUCUCCUGCUGGUGCUAGCCCAUCCAAAGUGACAACUCUUUACAUAAUCAAGUCGGGCUAUUUCCUGCAUAGAUCAAGGUUUUCUCACAUCCCCCCCACCCCCAUACACACACAAACUCACUCUCCUGCUGGUAAUAGCUCAUCUAAACUGACCACUCUCCAAGUUUAAAUCCAAGUUAAACCAGAACAUCUGGGGGGGGGGUAGGAAAAAACAAGAGGAAACAAGGGGAAACAGGCUACCUUGCAUAAUGACUUAGCCACUCCCAGUCUCUAUUUAAGCCUAAAUUAAUAGUAUCCAAUUUGCAAAUGAAUUCCAAUUCAGCAGUUUCUCGCUGGAGUCUGGAUUUGAAGUUUUUUUGUUUUAAGAUAGCGACCUUCAUGUCUGUGAUUGCGUGACCAGAGAGAUUGAAGUGUUCUCCGACUGGUUUAUGAA